ACGAGGAACUGGAAACAAACAAAAGAAAACAAGAGAAGGGUAUUUUUGGCACUCCACGGGGGGUCAGAAUCAGAUCCCACCCUCGGCUGCAGCCCGCAAGAAAGAAACAUACUAUAAGUAGGUCUAACAGUUUCAUCCUCACGGUUCAAUAGAUAUAUAUCUGAUUUGAUUUAUGUAUAGAGAGAGAAUAUGUAUAUAGAAGUAGAUAGAUCAGUAGAUGCGGAGAUCAUCGGGGAGGAGAUACAGAUUCGAGCAUUCCCUGUCCGGUAAUCGGUAUUGUCGUCAUCAGCCGCAGGCCAAGUGAACUUUGAUUAAUAAGGAAAAUCAGAAAAGGGAAUCAUAGAAAAUGCAGUCGCUGAGCAUAAAGAUGGUCCCGGCCACGAGGACGGGGGCGGGCGGCAGGGCGACUCCGACAACGGCGAGGGCAAGGGGAAGGGGAAGGGCAAAAGAAAUCCCCUGCCGAUUGUCGUUGGUCGUCGCCCCGGCCGCCGCUUCUUCUUCGUCGCCGUCGCCGUCGUCGGGAGGUAAUGAGCCGGAUGCCAAAGAGGAGAAGGCGGCGGCGGACUACAGGGGCUCCUUCCUGUCCAGAAGCCAAACCUACGCUCUGCUCAAGCAGCAGAUGGCCGUCGCCGCCAAGUUUGAGGACUACAAGGAGGCAGCCAGGCUAAGGGAUUCCUUGAGAUCUUUUGAAGAGGAGGAACCUGUACUACGGCUUCGAAGUUUGAUGAGAAAGGCGGUUGAUGAAGAGAGGUUUGAGGAUGCAGCAAAAUACAGAGACGAAUUGAAGAUUGUAGCUCCACACUCCCUCCUCAAAUGUUCAAGUGAUGCUACAACUCUGGGUAUAAGGGUGCAAGUUCGGAGUGUGUACAUCGAAGGCAGGAGCCAGCCAUUGAAAGGGCAAUAUUUCUUUGCUUAUCGUAUUAGAAUUACCAAUAACUCCCAGCGGCCUGUUCAGCUCCUCAGAAGACAUUGGAUUGUCACAGAUGCCAAUGGAAGGACAGAGAACAUUUGGGGAGUUGGUGUGAUCGGGGAACAGCCUGUCAUACUUCCUAGGACUGGAUUUGAGUACUCUUCUGCUUGUCCCUUAAGCACUCCUAAUGGAAGAAUGGAAGGUGAUUUUGAGAUGAAGCACAUUGAUAAAGUUGGCUCAUCAACUUUCAACGUGGCCAUUGCCCCAUUCUCACUUUCCAUUAUUGGGGAUGAUGAUGAUGAUGCUCCCCUUUGAAGAGUUAAUGUCAUACGAGUCGAAGAGAACUCAAAGGGAGUCUGCUGCCUCCAUCACGGGGUGGAACUAUAUGUAGAUGAUGCAUAGCUGGCUUUUGGUUCGGAGACUGCAUAAUUGUGCCGUGUCGUAGUAAUCUAAUUUUCAUAUACAUCUUUGUGCUGCUCAAAGGAGAUGCCAUGUGUGUAAUUCGAAUUAUAAUUGGUCUGCCAAUUUUCCCUAAGCUGUACAUGUUUAUUCCACUCGGUUGUCAUGUAUUAUGUGUAUGUAUUAAAUUGUUUUGCCUCCAAACAGUCUUAGGCACUGGCAGCGCUAUAUUUCACCUUUGGACACGGUUUUUGACUUUCCUGAUUUUCUUCUAGUGUGGUAAUUGCCUUUUGUAGGCUUAAUGAGGAA
Messenger RNA from Ananas comosus (pineapple), 1618 nucleotides. RefSeq lists its product as uncharacterized. The transcript is spliced from 6 exons. The record is from RefSeq and is a predicted model, not a curated record. Lineage: Eukaryota; Viridiplantae; Streptophyta; Magnoliopsida; Poales; Bromeliaceae. Bases 347 to 1225 code for a protein of 292 amino acids. Gene Ontology annotation, molecular function: protein binding.